AUGCUGUCGCCUCGAGAGAUCAAGCUGAAGCGCAGGCUGAACAAGCUUGAAUACAAAGCCAGCGAUGCCGAGAAGCCGGGCGAUUUGUUAGGCGCCCAGCCUGAUCAGACGGCAGCAGUGCCCGAUAGCAGGCCUGGAUCAUCGUCGGGAGUGCCUAUAAUUGCCAUAGUCGGCCGCCCGGGGGUCGGGAAGACUACUCUCGCGCAGUAUGUUUACGAGCAGCUGAGGAGUGAAUUAGGUGAUGGACAGCAUUUUCAUCCCAUCAUGUGGGUCUACGCGUCUCGCAACUUCGACGCAGCCGGAAUUAUGAAAGACAUCGUACAACAAGCUUCUAUCGCAGGUGAGCCUCAAGAAGAUCUCGGUAACCUCAACUCGCUUGAAGCGCUGCAACUGAAAAUAAACAAAAAGCUAAAUGCGAAGAUGUUCCUCCUUGUGAUAGAUGAUGUUUGGUGCCACGGAGAAGACCACGAGAAGAAUUGGGAUACACUAUUCAGAUGUUUAAGCAAGUGUUGUUGUUUGCCGGGGAGCAAGAUUUUAGUUACGUCUCAAACCGACGAUGCGCCGAGAAAGAUUGCUGCUGCUAUUGGUGCUACCGUAGAACACAUUGUCCCGUUGGAAGAUAUGGAAGAGAAUUACUUUUCGGAUCUUUUCAUUCACUACGCAUUGCCCAGCAGGGAAAUGCAUGCGUGCCUAAGAGACGAUCUAGAAAAGAAAUGCAAGAUAAUUGCUGGGAAGUUGAACAAGGACCCUACAGCGGCCGAGAUGGUCGGCAAGACGAUUGCUAUGAAGAUUGCCGACCUCCCCCAUUCGCAAGGUAAUUUGCAUACAUACUUGAGAAAGAUUGCGGACAAGGACUGGUCCGGCGGCAAAACCAAAGCACUGAUGUGGAGUUAUCGGCAUUUGCCUGCACAUCUUCAGCGUUGCUUCUCAUACUGCAGCCUGUAUCCUAAGGGCCACACGUUCGAAGCUUUACAACUGGUCCAUCUCUGGAUGGCGCAAGGUUUUAUCAAGCCGGAUGAUCAGAAUAAGCGGAUGGAGGAUGCAGGCAAUAAGUACCUAAAUGAGUUGGUGUCCAGAUUCUACAUUCAGCGUCAUAACAGAGUCAGCUACUCCUCUGGGGCAUAUAAGUUUGUCAGCUACUACACGUUGCAUGAAUUGUUGUAUGAUCUAGCAGAAAAGGUCACUCGCAAUUAUUGUGUUAGAAUAGAAGGUAAUCGUCGAACCGAGAUCCCGUCAACUAUUCGUCAUCUGUGCAUACCGGCUGACAAACUGAACGAGAAUAAGGAGAGGAUUUGCAAACUAAGGAAACUCCGCACCCUAAUCGUCAUGGGAGGAGAAAGCGUCACCUCAAAAGAACAAGUUGCGACCGACAUCUCCAACAGCUUUAAAAAAUUCAGCUUAAAAUAA
Messenger RNA from Ananas comosus (pineapple), 1407 nucleotides. RefSeq names its product putative disease resistance protein At3g14460. Bases 1 to 1407 code for a protein of 468 amino acids. The record is from RefSeq and is a predicted model, not a curated record. NCBI's taxonomy places the organism in Eukaryota, Viridiplantae, Streptophyta, Magnoliopsida, Poales, Bromeliaceae. Gene Ontology annotation, molecular function: ATP hydrolysis activity; ADP binding. The transcript is spliced from 2 exons. Gene Ontology annotation, biological process: defense response to other organism.